Scleropages formosus (Asian bonytongue) is the source of this 1174-nucleotide messenger RNA. It is a transcript of the gene ift27, whose product is annotated as intraflagellar transport 27 homolog (Chlamydomonas). Gene Ontology annotation, molecular function: GTP binding; GTPase activity. The transcript is spliced from 7 exons. The record is from RefSeq and is a predicted model, not a curated record. The coding region runs from base 122 to 682 and encodes 186 amino acids. Lineage: Eukaryota; Metazoa; Chordata; Actinopteri; Osteoglossiformes; Osteoglossidae.
GCCAUAGGAACAGGGAGAUGCACUGCUUUGUGUAUGUGGUGGUGUAAAAUGAAAUGCGAAGAAAAUUAAAGAAAUUUAACUUUAGGAAUCGAUGAAAAAAUAUUUGUAGUUUCCAUCUGUGAUGGUGAAACUGAGAGCGAGGUGCAUUCUUCUCGGUGAUGCUGCAGUGGGGAAGAGUGCCUUGGCUCAGAUGUUCCGCAGUGAUGGAGCACACUUCCAGAAGAACUACACCAUGACAGCAGGCGUGGAGCUGUUCAUGAAGUCUGUGAACAUCCCCGAGAGCAGUGACAGCGUGGAGCUGUUUAUCUUCGACUCGGCUGGGAAGGAGACUUUUUUAGAAGCAUGCGAAAAGUUGUGGAAACAGCCUUCGGUGUUGUGUCUGGUUUUUGAUGUUACUAGCGAAACCUCAUUCAGGAGCUGCGAACGCUGGCUGGAGAGGGUGAGGGCUCACUGCCAGGGCCUGCAGGUCCCAGGGGUGCUUGUGGGCAACAAGUCAGACCUGUCAUCACGGCGGGAAGUGGAGAUGGCCGUAGCCCAGGAGUGGGCGCAGAGCCAGGGGCUGGAGUACCACGAGACUUCGGCUAAGGAGAUGGAGAACUGCGAGGCUCCCUUCGUGUCUCUGGCCCAGGCGUUCUAUGGCAUGUACCAAGACCGUGUCCAGACUAUCCAGAGCCUGGCUUAGGACAACAGCACCAAAAAACACCAGUCUUCACAUGUUCCAGGUGCUUCAGUGCCAUGAUGACUGUCCACAAGGCAUUCGUUCAAUCAACAUGCUUUUAUCAAACCAACAUUAUUACGAUUUUUACUUACUUUCACAGUGGAGGAUCUCUGGACAUCGGACAUGUCAUACCUUCAUAUUCCUGUACAUGUUACCACUCGUUAAAGAUUUUCUGUUUUGCGCAAUUGCACUGCACUGUAGCACAUUUGGAAAGUGAUGCACUGCUGCAUUAAAUAUCAACAAAGAGUGCAAAAACAGUUGUUCAUACUACCUGUAAAAAUAUCAUAGUAGGUCACACUGUACACUGGUUCAUGGUGAAAAAAUAUUUUUGUGUGUUUAUUUUUUCAUAUUUCAGUUUUUUGCCUUAUUCCCUGAAUUUUUUGUUUAGAGGGAAGCAAAGUAAGCCUGUAUUUCUAUUACCAUUAAAGUGCACCAAAACAGAAUAGCAGGGUGGUG